Molecule: messenger RNA, 1883 nt
Organism: Camelina sativa (false flax)
Lineage: Eukaryota; Viridiplantae; Streptophyta; Magnoliopsida; Brassicales; Brassicaceae
Source: RefSeq, a predicted model, not a curated record
GUUGCUUUUUUAAAAAUUAGCUGAAAGAGGAAAUUGAUAUUUUUUGAAUUGAUUUUGAUUCAUAGAGGUGGCCAUCGUUUCACAGCCAUAUAUUGUGCUUACUGUUACAAGCACUUCCAUCACUGUGUCAAUACCUAAUUCUCUGCUUAAGAGAAAGCAGUCCUCUCUCUUUGCUUUGAUAUUCUUGGCUAAUCUUUGUGGUUUCUUUAAUUUUUGCUGAUCAUUACUGUGGUGAAUCCUCUCUUGAGUCAAUUCUACAAGCAUCUAGCUGUAUGUUUGUUAUUUGCCACUUUUUGGCUGUAAAAGGGUUAUUCUUUUAGGUGGUUUAUUUGAGGGCACAAUAUUUGUUUUGUUUCAAAUGUAAUGAUUUUCGUUAUAAAGAAUAUGGAUACUGUAACCUUUUUUUUUGGCUGACAGAUGAUGAUACGAUUCUUGUUAUUGGCAGAUGGUGUUUGCCCUCCUGUAUUGAAGAAACUUCUGCUGAUGAUUGUUGUGAUCUUGUAAUGGCUGCUGGAAAGAGGCCUGGGUUAUUCAACAUGUUAGAAACUGUCAAGCCUCCUCCUCCUCUCAAACGAACUCGCAAAGAACGUAAUCCAGGACAUGACAUUAGUGGAAACAUGGAUCAAGAUAUGUGGCAGGAUUUUCCCCAAGAUCUCUUUGAAGCUGUUGUUUCCAGACUACCUAUUGCUACUUUUUUCCAGUUCCGUGCUGUUUGCCGUAAAUGGAAUGCUCUGAUUGAUUCCGAUAGCUUCUCCCGAUACUGCACCGAGCUUCCUCAGACCAUCCCUUGGUUCUACACCAUUACCCACGAGAAUGUCAACUCGGGACAAGUGUAUGACCCUUCUUUGAAGAAAUGGCACCAUCCGGUUAUCCCCGCUCUUCCCAAGAAGAGUAUUGUUUUGCCAAUGGCUUCUGCGGGAGGUCUUGUGUGCUUCCUCGACAUUGGUCAUCGGAACUUUUACGUGAGCAACCCGCUGACCAAGUCUUUCAGAGAGUUGCCUGCUAGGUCGUUCAAGGUCUGGUCUCGUGUUGCGGUAGGGAUGACUCUGAAUGGGAACUCCACCAGUCAUGGUUAUAAGGUUUUGUGGGUUGGAUGUGAAGGAGAGUACGAAGUGUAUGAUUCCCUGAGUAAUGUGUGGACCAAACGAGGGACCAUCCCGUCCAACAUAAAGCUCCCGGUGUUGCUCAACUUUAAGUCACAGCCAGUGGCUAUCCACAGCACACUCUACUUCAUGUUAACAGAUCCCGAAGGGAUAUUGUCCUACGACAUGGUCUCUGGGAAAUGGAAGCAGUUCAUCAUACCGGGUCCGCCAGACCUGAGCGAUCACACGCUAGCUGCGUGCGGAGAGCGGUUGAUGCUGGUGGGUCUACUGACUAAAAACGCUGCCACAUGCGUUUGCAUAUGGGAGCUGCAGAAGAUGACACUGUUGUGGAAGGAGGUUGACAGAAUGCCAAACAUAUGGUGCUUGGAGUUUUACGGAAAGCACAUUAGGAUGAAUUGUCUAGGCAACAAAGGUUGUCUGAUUUUAUUGUCCUUGAGGUCCAGACAGAUGAACCGUCUGAUUACCUACAAUGCUGUUACUAGGGAAUGGACCAAGGUCCCUGGCUGCACCGUUCCUCGUGGGGGGAGAAAAAGACUUUGGAUCGCUUGCGGGACAGCGUUUCAUCCCUCCCCUACAGCUAGGGCUUGAUCAUCUCUUCUCUUGGUUCUUUUUCCUUAGCCGUCUUUGAGGUUGUAUUCGAAAGAUUGACAUUCACACACGGUUGGGUUUUUUUUGUUUGUUUGUUGUUUUGUUUUUGGUUUUGAUUUUCGAGACUGUAAUAUACCAACUUUCGUGUUGUAAUAAAUAACUUGUGACUUGGGUUAUGCAUAACUUCUUAAA